Zeugodacus cucurbitae (melon fly) is the source of this 2435-nucleotide messenger RNA. RefSeq lists its product as uncharacterized. The record is from RefSeq and is a predicted model, not a curated record. NCBI's taxonomy places the organism in Eukaryota, Metazoa, Arthropoda, Insecta, Diptera, Tephritidae. The transcript is spliced from 4 exons. The coding region runs from base 929 to 2188 and encodes 419 amino acids.
CAUAAAAAAUGUCAUAAUUUUAGUUUAUAAGCGACUCCGUUGAAAUUAAACAAAAUAAUUAAAAGCAAAUUAAAGUAUUUCAUAUAUAGGGUAACAAAUUUUAUGACAAGUUAAUAAAAAGUGAAUAAAGAAUGUAAAUAGUUGUGUUAAUAUAUUUUUCUAAGUGUUGGUUCAAUUUCACCAAUUCUAUGGCUGUAAGAAAUCUGCGUCUUGGGGUGUAAGAUGUUUAUAAUUUAAAAGCAAUUUGCGUAUAUUGUUUUUGUCAAUUUGAGUAUUUCGCUUAAAGUCCAGAAGUCUGAAGUGUAAGUUUUGCGGUUAACGCUUGUCGUUAUUUGCAGUAGCAGCAUACUUUACACAUAAAUAAAACAAACACGCAUUUUGUUAUCAAAACUGGACAACGUAGAGAUAAAGCAAAACUGCACGAAACAUAACAGUCUCCAAUCGAGGACCAUUAUUUAUUGUCAGCAACGAUAUACUAAUGAACUUUUUUCGAGAUAAUAACACCAACUAUAUGGGAUACACAUUCCAACAAUGUUGAUGGGAAAUAUUUUACUUAUAACAAAGAUAAUCAAAAAUCAUGAUAACUACAGUAAUCUGAAAAAUAUUGUGCCAAACUUCGUACAUAAAUAGCGUCAUAUCACUUGCAUCUAAGUUAAACUAUCCAACCUGAGCUGCUGCUAUAUAUCAAUAAAAAAAAAUUGAUAGCAAAGCAAACGUAUAACAGAGUAUUAGAUACAUAAUAGGCGUAAUGGAGUGAAUGCUUAAUAACGAGCAAACAUAUUAAUUCAUCAGAAAGCGGAUAAGUUCAUAUAUACAUAUAAAUAACACAACAAGUACAACUUUUUCAACUACCACUGUGGAGGGAUCAAAGGAAAUUGGACGUAGAAAUACGCGAAUUUUACGUAAAUUAUACCAAAAACUUGCGGCAAUGCGAACAAAACAUUUCAUUUUAAUACUUAGCUGUGUUAUCAUUACGACUAUAUUUUUCAUAAUUCUUGGUCCGGCAGGUGAACCAAACGAUUCCUUAAAAAGUAUUGUUACACAUACACAUCAGCAAUUAAACAAAUUGCAAGAAAAUCUUCGUGUUACUGAGCAAAAGAAACUUGAAAUAGAUGCCAAAUAUUUGAAUUUGCUAGGUUUCACCGAUUCGAUUUACGCAAAGGAGUUCCAAGCUUACAAUCGUUAUGAAAUUGGUAAUGGUUUCAAAUCAGAAGGAGAUAGUCAUAUUGUUGAAGUAUCUCAGCUACCAGUAAUACAACAGUCUUCACCAAAGCUACAACAAAACAAUGGCUAUUCAAGUAAUGAUAAGACAUUUCAGCAUAGCAGCAAGACACGUCUAGCUACAAUACCUUACAAUGGUACGAAAGCAAAUUUUUCCAUUGUAACAUACGUACAAGAUGGUGAGGCGCCAUCGGUAAUAUUACUCGCACAAAAUAUAGCUGCAAAAUUUCCCGAUGAACAUUUACUCGUGUAUGACCUUGGCUUAUCAGAGGAUGAUUCACGCAGCUUGACAGCUUAUUGUAACAUCACUAAAUGUACAGUCAUAAGCUAUGACUUGUCAGUAUUUCCAUCACAUGCUUUUGAUCAUCGCAUGCACGCCUUUCGCCCGAUUGUGAUAAAAGACGCUUUAACGCGUUCGAAAAGUAUUCUAUUUGCCGAAAAUUACAUACGCUUUCGUGGUGGUAACCAUGAUCUACAAAAACUACGAAAUAGAGUCUUAAGGGCGGGAGUUCUGGGUUGGAAUACACCAACUGCCGUAUCGACACGCACACAUCCAAAAAUGUUCGAUUACUUUCAAACCGACGCUGAUGAUUUCAAUUUUCUGCGAAUGGUCGAUCUCGACGUAGCUUUAUUCUUGGACAGUCCCUACGUAGAGAAGAAUAUAAUGCUGCCCUGGUUGAAGUGUGCAUUAACAGUGGAGUGUAUUGAUCCGAUUGGUGCGCAAUGGAAUGGCUGCAAAUACAAUAAGAAGCCACUUUAUCGUUACUCUGGUUGUCAUGCCUAUGAUGUAUCAGCUUUCAACAUAGUGCUGGGCUUAACAUGGCCUUUAGAUGACUCCAAAUACUCAAUGCCCAGUGAGGGAAAUACUAUUUUUUACAAAGAGACAUUAGAAAAAGCUACUAGAAUACUAGAAAAUAGACGACUUAACAGCAGUGAUACAUCGGAGCAUCCCAUAACGGAGGAUUAGUUUCUAAAUGAUAAAUGAUUAGAUUUUCGGUAAACAUUGUUGUUUGUUUUCUUCUUUUAAGUGCUAAACCAAAAUAUUAGCUUUUCUGUUUAAUUAUUUAAAUACGUAGUAGUAUAAGUUUUAGUAUAUACAAAUAUGUAUGCUUAAGAAAUAACAAAUUUCUUUCAAAUUGUAGCAAAACCAAAAAACACAUAUAAUAUGUCACGAGCCAUACGAGUAAAAAUAAAUAUUGCAUAAGCGCUUUAAA